This is a messenger RNA of Aphis gossypii (cotton aphid), 2663 nucleotides long. RefSeq names its product DENN domain-containing protein 1B-like. Gene Ontology annotation, molecular function: phosphatidylinositol phosphate binding; guanyl-nucleotide exchange factor activity. The record is from RefSeq and is a predicted model, not a curated record. Gene Ontology annotation, biological process: endocytosis; endocytic recycling. Gene Ontology annotation, cellular component: cytosol; intracellular membrane-bounded organelle. Lineage: Eukaryota; Metazoa; Arthropoda; Insecta; Hemiptera; Aphididae. The transcript has 13 exons. The coding region runs from base 262 to 2307 and encodes 681 amino acids.
UUAUCUCUGGUUUGAAAUGAAACCUGGGAGUUUUUGAGUUCCUUAACUCAGUAGUUAAUACUCAUUACUCAUCAGUUAACAGUUGAUGUUGUAUUAAAAAGUCGGAUAAUUUUAAAAACCAAUGUAGUUGUGAAUUAAUUAACUGUUAGUCUUUGAAGACGUGUGUCCAAUGUUCUGAUGUCUUCCUAAAAGUUAAUUUUUUCAUUACCUAUAUAGGAAUAUUUAUAUGUUUGUUUGUCAACUCAUAACAGUUUUGAUGGAAUGGGGUCACGGAUAAGGAAUGAUGUUGUUCGAUUAUUUGAGUGUUUCUGUGAAGUAGCUGGCCCUAGUAAGGAAAACACUGAACCAUGGAUUCUCCAAAAGUUUCCAGAACACUAUAGAAAAGAUGAACUGCUCGAUACUGUACCUAAUUUUGCAUAUCCUUGUGAAUUUGACAGAACCAUGAUUCAGCACUAUUCAUUUGUACUGACCAAUGCUGAAUCAAAGUGGAUUUUUGGGUUUUGUAGACAUGAUCCUAAAUCUGAGACUGCAUUAGUUGUUCUCAGUUAUCUUCCUUGGCAUGAAUCAUUUUAUAAAUUAUUAAAUUGUAUAUCUAAUCUCACAAAUAGUAACAAUUCUAAAGAUUUAUGGUCAUUUUUGGAAUCUGUUUAUAAUAGUAAAUUACCAAUAAAAGGACUUGAUUUAAAAAUAAAUAGUGAUAGUGGUGAAGAGUUAUUUGUUUGUCAAUCGCCAAUUCAAUUCCAGUUACCAAGCAUUCCAGAAAAUAGAAAUUUAACAGAAUAUUAUAGUGCAGUUGAUUGCCAAAAUAUGAUUAUUAUAUUUGCUUCCAUGUUAUUUGAACGUCGUAUUAUUUUUACUUCUAAAAAACUAUACAGAUUGAGUGCCUGUGUUCAAUCUGCUAAUGCAGUUUUAUAUCCAAUGAAUUGGCAACAUAUAUUUAUACCAGUAUUGCCUCAGUCACUUAUUGAUUACUUAUUAGCACCAAUGCCAUACUUGAUUGGUUUACCUCACUCAUUAUUCCAAAAUUUGCAGCGUAAUGAAUUGGGAGAAGUUGUUGUUUUAGAUGCAGAUAAUAAUACUAUAGAAACUCCGUUUGAUGACUUGGAAAAUCUUCCAACAGAUGUGGUAUCAACUUUAAGGCAACAAUUACGUAAAAAGGGUACACUUUUAGGAGAUGGUGUUUCAAGAGCAUUUUUACGUGCUUUAGUUAAGUUAAUUGGUGGCUAUAGAGAUGCAUUAAAAUUUCAUCAAGGAGAACGUAUAACGUUUAAUAAAGAAGCAUUUAUAGAGUCAAGAUCAUCAAAUAUGCAACCAUUUUUAAAAAAAAUGUUAGAACUACAGAUUUUUCAACAGUUUAUUGAGGAACGAUUAGAGAUGUUAAAUGCAGGACUUGGUUUUUCUGAUGAAUUUGAAAUGGAAGUAUGUAAUUAUCACGAGAAAUCUAGUAAUAAAUUAAAGCAUCAGUAUAAAGAUUGGACAUUCACAGUAAAACGUGAAGGAACUGCAUUAUUCAAAACUGUUAAGAAUGCGGCUAAUCCUACAGUAAGAAAUGCUGUAAAAACGGUUAAAGAACGAGGAAAAGAUUUUCGGUUGGCCUACAAAGACAUUCGAUCAAAAUUUAAUGUACCGAAUAAAAAUCCUAGAACCAAAAUUGGUAACCAGCCAAAUUCUGCACCAAACUCUCCUUCUAUGCAAAAGAGACUAUCAUGGUCACAUACAACAGCAUCUGCUAGUUAUCGUAAAGAAACUGCCAAUGGAUUACAAAAGUUAACUACAUCACAAAAUUUAAAAGAUGCCUCAAUUUCUCCACUACCACAAAUUAAUUUAAAUUUAAUGGAAGAUCUACAAGAUGUUAUAUUCAGAACUUGUGAUACUAAUGAUACACAUCAUUAUACAUCAUCCUGGGAUGAUUCAGUCAAAUCAAACUUCAUUAUCAAUGAUGAUUUAAACAAUUCAUCAUUUGGGUCUAUGCCAAACGAGUGUCCAAUGGAAACUAAAGAUCUGAUUCGACUAGAUUCAACAUCUAGUAUAGAAGAUUUUGAUCCUUUAAACAGUCCAACUAACAGUAAUGGUUUGAUUCCAGGAGUAGGUCUUAGUAAUCCUCUGUAUCAAUAUUUUGUCCCAUUAAAUAAAACUCAAUUAGAAACCAAAAAUAAUAAUGACCUUCUUAACGAGUAUGGAUUAAAUUUUGAUUUGUUAAGUUGUUCUGACCAACCAGGUCCAUCUAUGUCACCAAGUCAACCAACUGUACCACCAUUACCACCCAAACCAUCCAAUUUUAAAUCAAACUGGACGAAAUUUGAAUAAAACUACAAAUCAUACAAAUCAAGAUUUACUUUUAUAAUCCUUGUGAUAAAAAUCAUUUUAUUUUGCAAUUAUAUUACUUUUAAUUUAGUGGUUACCACUUUAUAAAUAUAUUAUAAUAUUGUCCAUGUUUACAUUUUAUUUAAUAUUUUUUUUUAUAUACUCAUAUAUUAUUGUUACACCAAAUAUUAACAAAUGGACCAGAUUGUUGUAUCUGAUUUAGAUUGUAUAACGGCUCAUAAAUGUAGUUGUAUAUUACAUGUUAUACAUGGUAAAAGAUUGUAUGUUUAUUUAUCGUUCAUUAUUUUUUUUGUUGAUUGAAAAUAAAAUAAAAUAAAUAAAAAUAUAUAUAACAUAAA